CGACUAGAGACCAACACAUCCAGUCACACCCCCACCCCGGACUCAAUUAUACUGGCCAAAUUCUCCAUUCAUCUCUCUCAACAUCCCGCAAACUGCGCCAAACUGGAAAGUAAAUUAACACAGUGUUAUUCCGUUUCGCUUUUUUGAAGGGAGACGCCGGUUUUUCGACGACAAGGUGCAGAGCAGUGAUGCCACAGAACUGAAGGCAGUCUCAUACCAAUAUGGAGUUUGGUGAGCGGCUGGCCUCCCCAUCCUCGGCCCCGUCCUCCCUUCACAUGGCCUCCUCUUCAGCCAGCUCCUCUCCUGCUCCACCCCAGACACCCUCCACAAAAAGCAGCCCGGCCCCUAGCCCUGCGGGCAGCUCCCCUCUCACCACCUGUGGCCAUCCAAUCCAGGUAACAGGAGAUGAACGUUUAAAUAUGUCUGGCAGCUCCAAUGGUUUUCCUUUGGUCAGCCGUCCAGCCUUUGGGCUCUACACGUCAAGUUCAGGCCGCUCUGAGUUCGGAGGCCUAGGAAGUCUGGGUCUGUCUGCAUUGGCUGCUCACUCCCAGUUUGGUACAUUUCCAGACUGGUGGCGGCCAUCUGAGGCACAUUCCAGAGGAGCGGCAGCCUUCUUCCCUCCUCUUCUGGGUCUACAUCCUGCGUUUGCGUCAACAUUCAAAAGCCACGAUCCCAUUCACUUGCAGUCGCGUACCUCAGUUUCUGUAGGCGUAAUUGGGACAGUGAAUGGUAGGAGUGCUUCUUCACCUACUGGGAACUCUGCUGUGAACACCAGUUCAUUUCCAACAAAGGGAAGCAUGGAGAAAAUUAAAAACAACAGUAGUCGGAUUCAAAAGAACAGCCAGGACCCGGGCAAACUGCACCAGAAGAUCAUUCAGAAAACAAAAGAAAAGAGACCCAACAAAAGACCACUAGAGAUCUCCAGCAUGAGUGGCAGCCAAUCAGGAUCAUUGUCAGAUAGCUCCAGUGAUGGCGAGGAGAGCAGCAGUGAUCCUGAUGACAUGGAGGAGGAGGGAGAGGACGAGGAGGACAAUGAUGAAGAUGAGGAUGAUCAGAGCAAUGAUAGUGAGGACUCUGAUUCAGAAAAAGAGAGUCGAGUGGAAAGGAAAGUCAAGCGGCUGACACAGAACACUUCUGAGAGUAAAAAGAAGAGACCUUGCACUGCCGAUGGAAAUACAACGCCAGACAGCCAUCGGGAGACUUUGACUUCCCCGCACCGCCUGCAGUCCUCUUCUCAUCCUGCUGGCCUGUCACAGUCCGCAGCGCUCUUCCUCCAGAGCUCCAGGAUUGCAGAGGAGAAAGGCCAGCAGCACAUCAGUGUCAUCCAGGCCACAGGGUUGGCAGCCGGCAACAGUCCCCUAGCACCGUCCCACAGGGAGGCCUCUCCUCUGCGCUCCAGGUCCUCACCCAACCCUGUCUCCUUCUCCAACUCACCGAAACACUCACAUCCUUCCACCUCACAAAAGCACUUCUCUCAUUCGUCCUCACCGAAGCAUGGCUCUGUCUCCUCCUCUCCAAAACCUCACCCUCUCUGUUCCCCUGCGAAGCCCCUGCCUCUGUGUUCCUCACCCAAGCCUGUCUCCCUCUCCUUUUCACCCAGACCACCAACACCGUCAGCCUCACAAAAGCCUCCACAUAAACCUAAAUUCCUGAUGCCCUCUCUGAAGCACACCCAGCUGGCUGAUGGCAUGAAGGAGAGCAGUGGAAACCCUUCUGAUGAAAGAUUGUUACACUUGAACAGUUUUAAAUUAAAACAGUCCCUCCACUCCAAGGACUCUGUGAAGCAAGCGUUCUCCCUGCGACCUAAGAACCAGAACUGGCAUAAAAGUCACAAAAACUCAGCAUCCUCCUCAUCGUCGCAGACACAGCAUAAACAUUCAUCAGAUACCUUGAGCAGUCAUUUACUGUCUCUCCCACACAGCGAUGACACCAAUCUGUUCUUGAGCCAUCACCUUAAUGGAGCGAUCCACAGCGCAGUUCAGGAUGCCCCUUUGGCUCUCAUCACCAAGCCCCGCAGCCAGAGCAGCACCCCCAGUAGCAAGCCCCUCCUGGUAGCCACCAGCCCUCCCUGUCCCAUGCCCAUCAACCUGAGCACUGGUACUAAGGACAUGUCUGGCAGCUCUGCUUCCCCACUUAAAUCAUCAGCCUCAUCAAGUCUUGCUCACAGACCAAGAAAGACCAAGACUCCCAAGUCUCUGCAUCUAGUGAAGAGCCUGUCUAAACCCAGCUCAUCCUGUCCACCUGUGGACUUGGUCAGAGGCAGUGAGUCUGAUAUCCACAGCAGCAAAGACUCAGACGAUUCUUUAGGAGAUGACUUGGAUGACGACGAUGAAGACAAUGAAGAUGAUAUUGACGAUGAAGAUUCUGGCAGUAGCCUGUCAGAGUCAGAGAGCAAUCUGGAUAGCGAUUCUGAUGGCUCCGAGGAUGAUAUGAAGGAGCGCAGUGAGACAGCAGCAGACAGCGAUGCAGAAAGGACUCCCCUGAAACGCACUAAAGCGCCCUUGUCUUCUCACAAGUCCACCUUGAACCUCUCAGCCAACUGCUCCCUGCUUAACCUGCAGAUCGUCAAGCCUCCUAGUUUAUCUAGUGGUCUGCUCACCUCCACCACAGUGACCAGUUCAGGGGCAGCGGGUAACCACAGCACCCUAUCGCCAUCCUUCACGUUUGCCACGCUGCCAGGACCAGGGAAGAGGAGGAGAGUAACAGAUGAGAGAGUUCUGCGGUUGCCUCUUGAGUUUGGGUGGCAGAGAGAGACCCGUAUCAGGACUGUCGCAGGUCGUCUACAAGGAGAGGUGGCUUAUUUUGCUCCAUGUGGGAAGAAGCUGCGUCAGUACCCUGAUGUAAUGAAGUACUUACUGCGGAAUGGAAUAACUGAAAUCUCACGGGAUAACUUCAGCUUCAGUACGAAAAUUAAAGUUGGUGACUUUUAUGAAGCCAGAGAGGGACCAGAGGGUUUACAGUGGGUCCUGCUGGCAGAGGAGGAGAUCGCUCCAAGUAUCAUAGCGAUGGACGGGAGGCGCAGCAGGUGCACACAGUCUGAGCGGCAGCCAAUAGGUGAUGGGAAUGGGUCCAGACAGUGGAAGUCUCAUCCUCUUAGUAUUGGUGAAAAUAGCUUCCAAGAUGUCGGUGAUGCAAAGCUGCUACGCAAACUGGAGGCUCAAGAAAUAGCUCGACAGGCAGCUCAGAUCAAAAUGAUGAGGAAGCUCGAGAAGCAGGCCAUGGCGCAAGCAGCCAAAGAGGCAAGGAAACAACAAGCAAUAAUGGCCGCAGAGGAGAGGCGGAAAAAGAGGGAGCAGAUGAAGAUUCUUAAACAGCAAGAGAAGAUCAAGCGCAUUCAGCAAAUUCGUAUGGAGAAAGAACUCCGUGCACAGCAAAUUCUCGAGGCAAAAAGAAAGAAGAAAGAAGAAGCAGCCAAUGCCAAAAUAUUGGAGGCUGAGAAGCGAAAUAAGGAGAAGGAGAUGCGAAGACUGCAAGCUGUCAUACUGAAGCACCAGGAGUUGGAGAGGCAUAGACUAGAUAUGGUAUGGGAGAGGGAAAGACGCAGGCAGCACAUGAUGCUCAUGAAGGCUGUAGAGGCCCGUAAGAAGGCGGAGGAGAAGGAGCGUCUGAAGAAAGAGAAAAAGGACGAGAAACGGUUAAACAAGGAGAGGAAACUGGAGCUCAGAAGACUGGAGCUGGAAAAAGCAAAAGAGCUAAAGAAACCAAAUGAAGACAUGUGUUUAGCAGAUCAUAAGCCACUUCCAGAGUUGUCCCGCAUCCCUGGUCUGGUCUUACCAGGGAGUACUUUCUCCGACUGCCUGAUGGUGCUGCAGUUUCUGCGCAGCUUUGGGAAGGUCCUGAGGUUAGACAUAAACCCAAACAUGCUCAGUCUAAGUGACCUUCAGGAGGGGUUGCUCAACACUGGGGACAGUAUGGGCAAGGUGCAGGACCUGCUGGUGAGCAUGCUCUCCGCAGCUGUGUGUGAUCCUGGCAUACCUGCAGGUCACAAGAAUAAAACCGCCUUGGGGGACCACCUGACCAAUGUGGGGAUCAACCGGGACAACGUGUCUGAGAUCCUUCAGAUCUACAUGGAGGCUCACUGCGAGCAGACAGAGCUGGCUGCUCUGGCCCUCAGCCUCAGGACCAAGGCGUUUCAGGCCCACAGCCCGUCACAGAAGGCCUCCAUGCUCGCGUUCCUGGUUAAUGAGCUCUGCUGCAGUAAGGCUGUGAUCAGUGAGAUCGACAAAAACAUAGAUCACAUGACCAACCUGAGGAAGGAUAAGUGGGUCGUGGAGGGAAAACUUCGCAAACUGAGGAGCAUUCACGCCAAGAAGACCGGGAAGAGAGACAGCAGUGUGGGGGGAGAAGACAGCCACACAUUUGUCAUCCCCACUGCCAGAAACAAAGGCAAAAGGAAAGAUGGGGACAGUGAGGAGGAGGAGGACGAGGAUGACGACAGUGAAGACCAAGGAGACGACGACGACGAUGAGGAAGAAGAAUCGGGGGGGAAGAAGGGGAAGAAAGCUGAGAUAUGUGAAGAGGAGGAUGACAGUGUACACUCAGCCAGCAUGGAGGAGCUGGAGAAACAGAUCGAGAAAACAUACAAGCAACAGAUUCAGAUCAGACAGAAGUUAUUCGACUCGUCUCACUCUCUGCGCUCCAUGACGAUUGGACAGGAUCGCUACAAGAGACGAUACUGGGUCCUUCCGCACUGUAGUGGCAUCUUUGUGGAGGGCAUGGAAAGCGGUGAAGGUCAUGAAGAGGUGGAGAAAGAGAAGAAAAGAAAGAGGACUGCCCAGGUGAUCAGGGUAAAAGAAGAGCAGCAGGAAGAAGCAAAGACACCAGUGGUCUCCAGCCCAGCGCAGAGCACAGACGGCGAUACAACCACACCGGAGAGCCAGCAGGACAAAGACAGUCUCAAUCUCUUCCUCCAGAAACCCGGCUCCUUCUCCAAGCUCAGCAAACUCCUUGAAGUAGCCAAAAUGGCUCAAGAUUCAGACAUCAAUUCUCACAACAGUCACUCUGCUAAAGUCCCUACUACUCAUCCCUCAUGUCCCGCCUCUCAGACAGCCACUAAUCAGCAGGGACUGAUAGAUAAAUCAGAUACUUCAGUGCCAUCUCUGCUUAGUGCGCCACAGCUCAGAAGUAGUCCCUGGAUUACCUGCGGCCCUCAGUCUGUCCUUCAUGAGGACCAGCUCUCCAAAAUACUGAUGGAAAAGAGCAACCAGUGGUUUAGCCUCUUGCCUCGCUCUCCUUGCGAUGAGUCCUCCUUCACCUCCGGCUCCAGCCCUCCAGCCUCCUCCUCUCCACUUCAGACCAUCAGCACCAAAUCCCCCUCCUCCCUCUCCCCUAAUCCCCGGGCUUCAGCCAGUUCCAGCGCUCCUGCUGGGAUCAAUAACCUGCAGCCGUCUGUCCUUCAGCAAGUCAAGUCUGGCAUUCAUCAAAGCAGGCUGACGAGGUGCGAUGUGUCCGGCGCAGCACCAAGUCCCAGCCUGCCCUCCUCUGGUGCUUCUCUACUCCCCGUGUUGGAUCUGGCCUCCCAGCAUGCAGAAGAUGAUGCCAGCAGGGCCAUCUCUCUGGCAAAUAACAACUCUGUCAACAAGAGCGAGACCCCAGAGCCCCUGAGUGACAAGCCCGAUUGUGCAUCGUUCCCUGCUGUGGAAGUGGCCAAGACCCAGGACUACCCUAGUCCCCAGCCUAUCCCCGAGGAGAUGCUGUGUGGCUGGUGGAGGGUGGCAGACACGGAGGAGCUGCACAGUCUGGUCAAGGCCCUUCAUAGCCGAGGCAUCAGAGAGAAGGCCUUGCAGAAACAGAUCCAGAAACAUAUGGAGUAUACGACCCAGCUCUGUGCAAACAGCAAAGAUGCGUUUGAUGUGUCAGAGCUGGAGAAGCAGGAGAUGAGCGAGGAGACAGUGGAGAGUUGGUGUGUUGAGGAGCAGGCGAUGGAGGUGGACAUCAGCCUGCUGCAGCGUGUCGAGGCUCUGGAGAGGAAAGUCAUCUCUGCCAGCCUGCAGGUCAAGGGAUGGAUGCAUCCCGAGCCCCAGUCAGAGAGGGAGGAUCUGGUUUAUCAUGAGCACAAGCUCUCCUUUUCCCCCGCUCCAGAGAAGAAAGGACAGAGAGAAACCAGCCAGGAGGAACUCUCUGGAACGGUGGUGCGGCGGCCCGACAAUCCCCUUGAUAUAGCUGUCAUCAGGCUGGCAGAGCUGGAGAGGAACAUUGAGCGCAGCAGCGAGGAGGAGGUGGCACCUGGGAUGAGGAUGUGGCGUAAAGCCCUCGGUGAAGUCCGCAGUUCUGCUCAGCUGUCACUCUGCAUUCAGCAGCUACAGAAAUCCAUUGCCUGGGAACGAUCCAUCAUGAAAGUGCACUGCCAGCUCUGUCAGAAAGGAGAUAACGAAGAACUGCUCUUACUCUGUGAUGGCUGUGACAAAGGCUGCCACACUUACUGCCACAAACCCAAGAUCACUACAGUACCUGACGGCGACUGGUAUUGUCCCACCUGUGUAGCGAAGGAGAGUGGACAAUCCCCCCGGAGUAGGAAGCAACAGAGCCGAACAGCUGGAGGAGGGAAGAAAGGCAGCGAGGUAAAACGAAACAGUAAGCCAUCUGUGGUAGGAGAGCUCAUCAAAGAGGAGGCUGCCAGCAGCACCAGCGUGCCAAAGAAAGGUACCAAGGAGUUCAAGAAGAGGAAAGGAGACGACAGCCCGCCCAGCGCCCAGGCCAGCCAUGACAGCCCUGUCUCAUGCGGGAAAAAAGCCAAGACGGCCAAAGACAACAACACAAAUGCGCUCGCAAUGUGCCGAGUGCUGCUGGCUGAGCUGGAGGCCCAUCAGGACGCUUGGCCCUUCCUCACGCCCGUCAACCAGAAAGCCGUCCCUGGUUACAGGAAGGUCAUCAAAAAGCCCAUGGACUUCUCCACCAUCAGAGAAAAGCUCACCAACAACCAGUACUUGAAUCUGGAGAGUUUCAUCGUAGACGUGAACCUGGUUUUCGAUAACUGUGAAAAAUUCAACGAAGACGAUUCAGAAAUCGGACGAGCCGGCCACAGCAUGAGGAGAUUUUUCGACAAACGAUGGACUGAACUGCUGGAGUAAAAACAGAAUCAAGUGUGGACUUUGAAUGCUCCUCUCUACAUAUCAGACUUCAUCUUUGGUGUCGGAGGCCUUCUCUUCACCCGAGACACUAAAUCAAUAAAACAAGUUCUAAAAACAUUGACGUGCAAUGUGAAAGGACAAAUUCUCCUGCUGAGAAAACACACUUGUUUGGAUUAAUCAAAGUGCAAUACCGUUUUCUUUAUCAGAAAGCACUGACUCACGGACUCAAUAUUGUAUUUGGGAAUGGAAGAUUUCCACGGUAGAUAGGCCUUUGGCUUUUUUAUCAUCAGUACUUUAGUGUAUGUGUGUGUAUUUAUUUUCUCAAGUAUUUAUGUUACAGUCAGUCUUUUCUAAGAAAAAGCAAGAAAUGGCACACAGCUUUAAAAAAAAUGUCAAGAUUGUUUUAUGGACUAUUGAACAAGCCAAUCAAAAAAAAAAAAUUGUUUACAGCUUUUUGACUAUAAGGCGCCAGCAGUGCUUCUGUUCACCUGCGAGUUAUUUAUGUAAAAUACAAGGAGGUAUCACUGUCACUAUUUACCUAUUUCUAACAUGUAUAGAGUGUACAUACAGUACAGUCUUGUUAAAAUAUUGCUCAUGCAUAAGGAUGAUUGUAGCACUUCAUAUGUCUUAUACUGUACUUUGCCUGUGCUGAAAAUCCACUCAAAACACUGUGGUCUCCUCAGUAUUGUAGUGCCUGACCUCUGACCUCUCAACAGUGUAUGGAGGAGUGUGUUUUUCUUUCUAUUUUCAGUGUGUGUACUGUAUGUGUGUCCUGCACAAUAUACUGUAGGAAACCCUUACACAAAAUGUAGAGCUUCUCCUCUGAAAAGAAUUGAUGUGGUGCAUAUAGUGUGUUUCAUCUCCCAAGCAUUUCCUUCAGCCAGAGUCUUGUCAGACAUCCCGCGGACAGACGUGAAACCUGCACUGGGCUUUAAUCCAGCCGGGAGUCAGACAGUGUCACGCUCCAGCGGAGGCAUCUCCAGACAGCUGAAGUCAGAAGACUUGAAGUAACUGUAUUUUAUUAUGAAUAUUGUGAAAUGAGUAGCAACUUUUGUGGGAAUAUUAUUUUUGAAUAGUGGGUGUGUGGCACAGAUAAAAUAAACCUGUUUUUCAAAAAUAA
Messenger RNA from Epinephelus moara (kelp grouper), 8190 nucleotides. Its product is annotated as bromodomain adjacent to zinc finger domain protein 2B. Bases 222 to 7070 code for a protein of 2282 amino acids. NCBI's taxonomy places the organism in Eukaryota, Metazoa, Chordata, Actinopteri, Perciformes, Serranidae. Gene Ontology annotation, molecular function: DNA binding; protein binding. The record is from RefSeq and is a predicted model, not a curated record. The transcript has 38 exons.